Molecule: messenger RNA, 4983 nt
Organism: Formica exsecta
Lineage: Eukaryota; Metazoa; Arthropoda; Insecta; Hymenoptera; Formicidae
Product: serine/threonine-protein kinase PLK1-like
Exons: 7
Biological process (GO): mitotic cell cycle; regulation of cytokinesis; protein phosphorylation
Cellular component (GO): centrosome; spindle pole; cytoplasm
Molecular function (GO): protein binding; protein serine/threonine kinase activity; ATP binding
Source: RefSeq, a predicted model, not a curated record
AAGGAGCUCGUGUCGUCGAGGAGCUCACAAACACGCCAAAUCACGGAGAAACUCGAACCCCGAAGGAGUUAUCUGCUUCUACGUAAGAGUCUUCAUCAUCACGCUGCUGAAAAGCUCCCGGAAGAGCAGAAGAAUUCGUAAAAACUCGCGAAGGAUCUCUCGCAAUCAUGGAAGGUCAUCUCGGCUUGUCGUAAAGCAGCUAGCGUCACGUUUUCUAGUGCAGCAUCAGCUCGAUAGUACACGAUUAGCGGUUGUGACAUCCGAAAGGGUGGAUGCGAACUAUCGAGCGGUAUAUUCCCAAAGAGAUGCGCGUGCCGUCGCCGGGGGGGAUAGAACGUCCCAUCUUGCUCCGAAAACAAAUGUGAUGUUUCAAUUUUAAUAACAUUGGUCCGGAAGAAGUGACAGAUAAUCGAUCGAAUCGACAAGAACGAGAGACAAGUUUCACGCGUCGUUUAACAGCAUUGUGUGUCAUUGUUAUCUCACGGUAUUACAUGUUUCCGUUAUCGCGCGGAUGCUGGUUACGAUGACGUUGAUAUUCUCUUUCCUUGAAGAUCUUAUAUUCCGCGCAGGAAUCGUCAAGAUCGUCACUCAGUACACGAGACGUCAACGUAUGUAGAAACGAGGACAGAGCGAGCGCAAGUUUCGUAAUCAUCUCGCUGCAUUAUUGAAUCUGAGCUGGAUAUGAUGCUGGACACGUGUGUCAGCUCGGCGCGUCGGCGUCGCGACGGCGAUGAUGUCUAAAGAAACUCGGAGCCACUCUAUAGUCAUUUGUGUCGUCUUAUCGAUCUAGAUAUGACAAUACCGAACACAUCCUCGCAUGCGAGAUCUCACGACCGACCCCGGGGAAGCUUAAAAUCGUCCGAGAUCGACGUUUCGUCAAGUCGGAUAUGACAAUCCCGAAAGUGCAACGUAUCAAGAUAUAAAUCAUUCUCGCAAAAUUUUCGGAUUGCGAUCGAAUCGAUGACGAGUUCGAAGCAGCGUAUUGUACGGAGCGGAAUAGAAUAGACACGAUAAUUCUGUAAGAUUUCGUCGGAAUGUUACCGCCUAGCGUGAUCGACGCGCAGGAUUCUACGCCGCGCGAUGUGGCGAUGAGCAGUCGCGGUCUGCUGUCGGAGACAAUGUGCGGCGCCGAGUUGCGCCCCAUCGAGGCAACGACAUGCCACAUCGGCAGGUGCCGCGAGGAAUUCGACGAAACCAUCCGCACCGUCUCGGAGCCGGAAUGCUCGAAGCGGAGAAUCGACUCGGCCGGUACCGGCAGCACCAGAUCAGUACCGGACGCCCGGUCGCGUCAGGGCUUCUCCAAGGGCUCCGCUUCUUUGCAGAGCCUGGUUCGUCGAAGAAGCCGUAGGCAUGGCGGGUCGUCCCUACCUUCGGAGAUCGAGCUGUCCUCGAGGCAGACCGUCUACCCCGCCGCCCCAUCGGAUUUCAUCAAGGACAUAGGCAGCACGGCAGUCUUCCGGAACGAGGAGGAGGCGCAAACCGUGACGCCGACGUCGACGCUCGUCUACGCGACCUCGUCGGCGCAACCGUCGACCUCGAGGGCCGACAAUCUGACCCAGGAUGUUUCCUCGUCGGCCAGCAAUGCGGCCACCACUACGGGCAGCAACGUCACACCAACGACUAACGGCGGUCGUUUCGGCAACGCGGCCGUCUCGCUGAUAAAGACGAUUAGCGUUGCGAAGCCCGGACCUUCCACGUCUUCCUCUUGGAACAAUUCCACCGAGCAGCAGGAGAGCGAUUAUGUAGUCGAUCCCGUGCAGGGAAACGCUUACUACAAGGGGCAGUUUCUAGGAAAGGGUGGCUUUGCGAGAGUCUACCUAAUGACUGACGUCAGUAACGGAAAUCAAUACGCGUGCAAGAUUAUCCCGAAGAAUCGGAUGCAGAAGAUUCACAUGCAAAAGAUUGCGCGUGAGAUCAUGAUCCACAAAGAGCUGAAUCACGUAAACGUCGUCCAGAUGCAUCACUACUUCGAGGACAAUCUCAACGUGUACAUGCUUCUAGAAGCCUGCCCACGAAAAAGCUUGAUGCACGUGCUGAAGUACCGUGGCAAAGUCACGGAACCGGAAGCGCGUUACUACAUGAAGCAAAUGGUGACUGGCGUCGCGUACAUCCACUCGCAGAAAGUCGUUCACCGGGAUCUGAAGCCGGGCAACAUGUUCCUGUCAGAUCGGAUGAUCGUCAAGAUCGGCGACUUCGGACUGGCGACCAGGCCUGAUGGCCAACGUAGACGAGUGACGAUAUGCGGUACGCCAAACUACAUAGCGCCGGAAGUGUUGUACAAGCAGGCGUACAGCUACGAGGCGGAUGUUUGGGCGUUGGGCUGCAUAUUGUACGCCCUGCUGGUGGGCCAACCGCCCUUCGACACGGCCACGCUCAAGGAGACAUACGCGAGGAUCUGCAAUAAUCAUUAUCGCGAAGUGGACGACAGUAUCGCGAGCAGGAGCGGCCAGGACCUAAUCAGAUGGCUGCUACAAUCCAAUCCCGAGUUACGGCCGAGUCUGGAAAGAGCGAAGGAGCAUGCCUAUCUCACGAAGGAAUACGUGCCGACGUCGUUGCCGCACACUUGCUGUUACCAGAUGCCACCGCCGUCGAUCAUCGAGCCGCCCUCGUCUCCAUCCUCGGUCUCCACGGUCGCCAGGAAUCAGGGGACCCCGGAAUGACUCGCCUGGAAGUUAUCAUCUUCAGGUCUGGCUGGCAAGUAUUUCCGAAACACGAAAUUUCAGAUGUGGCAGCAGAGUGUCGUUCAUCCCGACGCGGCGUCGCUGCGUUAUCAGCAGCAGCAGCAGCCGAUUCAAGCACAACAGCAAACGCAGCAGCAACCGCAGUUGAAUAUGCUGAAUCGUUCGCAGAAGAGUCUGCAGAAAGAGUCCAAGGUCUCGAGCUGGCUGGUCAGAAAAUUACCCAAGCUGCCGCGAUUCCGACAGCGACUCAGCAGCGUGUUGUGCCCGGAUCACAAGAAGACUGGCCUCGUUGCCCAAAGUGUGCAGAUGCAUCGCGCUCUAGAGAUAUGCGUAACAGAGAUGAAACGAAACAACGCGUGCAAUCCGCCGAUCGUGGAGGACAUCGUGCCGCUUUUUGUCACCAAAUGGAUCGAUUAUUCAAACAAGUACGGGCUGGGCUUCCAGCUCUCCGACAGGUCGGUCGGCGUUCUCUUCAACGACAACACGAAGAUCAGUUACACUCACGAUAGAAGAAGAGUGGAAUACAUGACGACCGACGAUGAGAUGACGCGAUAUCACCGAGAAAGGGACGUGCCGGUGCCAUUGCAAAAGAAGCUCGAGUUACUCCGUCAUUUUACCGAAUACAUGGAUGAUUUCUUGACAGAAGGUGGUGAGCUGAAAAAAUAUCGAACGCCUCCGAGACAGUCGAAAAAUACUUGCGUGCCGCGAAUGAGACGAUGGCUUCGUACAGACAAGGCCAUCGUGAUGGAGCUAACGGUACCUCUCCUGCAAGUGAACUUCUUCGUGGACCACACGAAGAUGGUGGUGUCGCAGGAGACCGCAGGUAGGGGCUACCUGAUCACUUACAUCGACACCGGCCGUCGCGCGUCCUCCUAUUGGUUAAACGACCUGCGUGACCUCGGCUGCACCGCGGACCUCUACGAGCGUCUCUACUACGUCUGCAAGGUGACGCGUGAGUUUGCUGAACUGGACAAUAACACGAUCGCCUGACGAUCGCCGGCGGAUUCUCUUAAAAUUUGUUGAAGGACAAUGAGAUACCCGAAAGAUUUAGUUCUUAUCUGGGCAACUUUUUUCCUUAAAGCAGUAGUCAAAUGUUAUAUAGCAGUCAUAAUAAUUCUUCACACAACUUUAAAAAAUUGAACAUUAUUAAUUACUACGGUUGAGAGUUUUUGGAUAAAUCGCAACUGCUAUAACGAGAAAUGAAAAUAUCCGGACCUCAGUUACCAGGAUAAAGGUUAAGGAAAUAGCGAUGGUGCAAGUACGUCACGAUACGUACCGUUACGCGCAUUUCUUGAGAGAGGAGAGGAGGAAGGCCGUAAAUAAGAAUGUCACGCGUGUAGGUCCGCGGAAGGUAUGUCGUGCUUCCGUUGAUUUAUGAACCUGUUUAUUGUUUCCACAAAACCAGAAUAAAUUGCCUACCGAAAUAGGAUGCUUGAAAGAAUGUAAGCAUUCUUCUCUGGAGGAGAGUUAAUCCCCUCACGUGGAUUGAAGACUAGUUAAAUUAAUAAGUAAUUGUUCGAUUAAACUGCCAUCGUCAGGGUAUGAUGAUGUUCCCUGAAUUCAGAUAAGCUACAUAUAGCUAUACGUUCCUCUCUCGUAUCGAUAUUACAUAUUAUGAAAACAGAAUACACCUGAAAUUCCGAGAGCUACGCACUAUUUUUACGCACAGUGGCAUUUUUACGCAGAUCUCUUCUCAUCCUUGUACGAAAAUAAUUGAAUAGAUACGCAAAUUAUCGAGAUUAAUGUGAUAUAAAUGUCAUAACUAUUUGCGAGAUAUUCGGUGACACUUUCCAUCAUAAUGAAAUGCAAAACGAUCGCAACUAUAAUAUGAGAGUGUCAACUAUGUUACUACUACCUCUGUUAAAUAGAUAGCAUAGGUAGCUGUUAAAAUAUUUAUUUUUCAUGGCGCGGAUCUCCCUAGUUCAGUACCUAUGUCGAAUAAGUAAUUGACAUUUGAUAGAUUAGUCUCUUAUCCGGAUAAAUCGAAUAUAAUUUUAUUACAUUCGAUAAUGUGUCAUGUGGCAUGUAGUAUAUCGUUCGGAACGAUAGAAAUCUUUUUACGUACAAAACUUUUCUUCCUCUAUAAAAAAGAGAGAGUACGUGUUAUAAAAAUCUAAAAAUUCCAUUUCACGAUUCAUCGUGCUAAGACACCGUGUUGCCUGUAUUAGAUUGCGUGAGAAAGUUGAACGUUUGAAUAUUUAAAGGCAAGCGAUAUCUUUACAAUCAACCAACAUAAAAAAAAAUCCGGAAGAUGUCUAAAAAUAUUUACGCGCAUGUUUUUUUUUUUUUUUUUUUUUUUUUU